UUUAAGGGGCAACUAGAUCUGAUCCGAUCCAUACUUCAGUAGGGUCCGUCUGGUCCUAAGAUUUCAGGCAGUUGAUUUUAUCGUUCCUGAUUACAUAAGCUCUUCCUUUUUGAUAUCUUGCUAUUCUAUGGCUCCAAUUACAUUUCAAAUUUUGAAACAGCUAGGUAGACAUAAUAUCAUAAGCAUCAAGGUUUCAAGUUUCAACCCUGAUACAAUGUUGAAGAAGUCAUUCCAUCACCGGAAUGGUUCCGGCGAGCUCGACGUGUUCGAAGCGGCUCGGUAUUUCUCAGGGUACAAUGAAGCAGCGAGCUACAAUUGUGGAACAUUAAUCAGCCAAAAGGUAACGCGGGACGAGAGGCAGCCAUUGAAAGGAGAUCGGAUCAGCUUGGAUGUAGCGAUGAGAAGAAACCCUCUUCUUCACCAGUCUCAUUUGGUGGAAAAACAUGCCAAAGAGAAGAAACACAAGCAACCAAGCUCCCCAGGUGGUAAACUUGCUACCUUCUUGAACUCUCUUUUCAAUCAAACAGGUUCCAAAAAGAAGAAAAAUUCGAAAUCCACCACACAAUCCAUGAAAGAUGAAGAAGUGAGCCCUGCUGGGAGAAGGAAAAGGAGGAUUAGUAUCAGCCAUUUUCGUAGCUCUAACACGGUUGAUACCAAGUCCUUUUAUUCUUCUUCAAGCUCUGGUUUCAGAACACCACCUCCUUAUACAGCCACACCUACAAAAAGGAAUGAGACAUCGAAGCUCAUUGAUGGGUUCUUAGAAAAGUACAAGAAUAUCGAACCCCAUCAUCAGGAUAAGAAUAUGAACAUUAGGGUUGAUCGAUAUCAAUCAGAAGAGAAAGAUUUCAGUAAGUUGUGUGAGGUUGAUGAUGGUGCAGAUAGUGAUUCAAGCUCUGAUCUUUUUGAGUUGCAAAGCUAUUCAAGUGGUUUGCCUGUGUUUGAAACUACAAACAUGGAUAGCUUCAAGAGGGGAGCACCGGUUUCCAAUGGUGCCCUUUGAGACUAUACUCUUUUUCAAACUUUGGCUUCAUUUGUUUUUCAUCUUCAUUAAAGACUGUGAUAAUUAACAGAUAUUGAAUGCUUUUCAUUUCUCUGUGUGUACAGUUUGGAAUUUGUUUGUUUGUCUUUCCUUUUCCAGCCACUUCUUUUCAUGGAUUAAUGCAUAAACCUCAAAAGUCCUCCAUUU
This is a messenger RNA of Gossypium raimondii (Peruvian cotton), 1186 nucleotides long. Its product is annotated as protein BIG GRAIN 1-like E. The coding region runs from base 128 to 1000 and encodes 290 amino acids. Gene Ontology annotation, biological process: auxin-activated signaling pathway. Lineage: Eukaryota; Viridiplantae; Streptophyta; Magnoliopsida; Malvales; Malvaceae. The record is from RefSeq and is a predicted model, not a curated record. The transcript has 2 exons.